AUUAUUACAAAUACAAUACAAGCAUACACAAAUAUACACACAAUUUCAUACGCUCAUUAACAUAAUGAGGAGGUCUUUAGCCCUUGGAGGCCUUGAGCCAGUGGACCCAAACAGUCCAAAGAUCCAAGAGGUUUCUGCUUGGGCUGUUAAUCAGUAUAACAAGGAACAAGGGGAAAGCCUGAAGUUUGUAAGGGCUUUGGAUGCAAAAAAACAGCUGGUUAAUGGUAUGAACUACUAUAUUGUUCUGGAGGCGACGUCUGACGGACUUCCAUCCCCCGACCCUUACCUGAGGAACAACUUUUCUGUGAAAGUGUAUGAACAAGCUAGUACAGAUACCUUGGAGCUUCUUGAGUUUAAGCCUCUGUUGCAAGAGAAUGCACGUAUUGCGAUUCCCAACUAAUUAAUUAUCAUCUUCAACGACACCAACUCCAUCUCUGAUGGAAUGAAUACGUACUUAAGCACCACUUACAAGUCUUGCUUAGCAUGACUUGAUUUUAUGUACUGUUAUUAUUAACUAAAUAAAACUUUUGUCGUUGUGUACCA
This is a messenger RNA of Spinacia oleracea (spinach), 543 nucleotides long. RefSeq names its product cysteine proteinase inhibitor A. The transcript is spliced from 2 exons. Bases 65 to 400 code for a protein of 111 amino acids. Gene Ontology annotation, molecular function: cysteine-type endopeptidase inhibitor activity. NCBI's taxonomy places the organism in Eukaryota, Viridiplantae, Streptophyta, Magnoliopsida, Caryophyllales, Amaranthaceae. The record is from RefSeq and is a predicted model, not a curated record.